Molecule: messenger RNA, 2193 nt
Organism: Neurospora tetraspora
Lineage: Eukaryota; Fungi; Ascomycota; Sordariomycetes; Sordariales; Sordariaceae
Product: mitochondrial inner membrane magnesium transporter mrs2
Exons: 3
Coding region: 352-1986 (544 amino acids)
Biological process (GO): mitochondrial magnesium ion transmembrane transport
Cellular component (GO): mitochondrial inner membrane
Molecular function (GO): magnesium ion transmembrane transporter activity
Source: RefSeq, a predicted model, not a curated record
AGUUGCCGCAAUGCAUGACGAGUUCCCGCUUUCCAUGCACCCACCCUCGCUAGCACUUUCGGCACCCCUCUCACAGCAAACUUUCUCCGCCAAUCUCAGUUAUCAAUGCCACCGCUCGGCGUGGUUCCAUCGAAAGCUUUGACGACCGUUUGAUACUUUUCUGCAGGCACAACAUCGACUGGGAUUUGGUAAGGUGCGUUGCAGCCGUUUUUUGGGAAGGCAGGAAGGCCUCACAAACACCGCGAAUCAUCCUCUCUCUUUGAUUUGCGCGCCUUUCUUUUCCCCCUCUUUGCUACGAGAGGAGAAGAGAGAAGCAUCGUCAGUCAUCCACGACGACGGUUCUUUGCUGCAAUGCCGCCGGCAUUGAGACCAGCAGCGCCAUCGCGGAGCCUCCUUCGGUAUCUUCGCGCCCAGUCCGAAGGGCUCUCGUUUGCGCCAACAUGUCGCGCUGCUGCUGAACGACAUCCCGCUCUCCAGCGCCGCCAUGUCUGUACCGCAGGCGGUCCGACCAGACCACCAAGACAGCCUUCUUCGACGAGAUCGUUGAGUACAGCAACUCCACCGAAGCGCACCGAGUUGCGCGCCGGUCUUGUCGACCUCGAGGCCAUUCUCCCCAAGUCGCUUCGAAAACAGCGCACCACAAAGUCCCUCCUCGCACUCCCACCGCCGGCUGGCUCGUUGCGGUUCUCGUCCAACCAAUCCUCUGACUGCGACCCCAAGAGGCCAAGGCUUAGAGAGUGGCUAUUCGGCAAUGGCGAGAAGAAGGGGCCGCCAGAUACCCGGCUGAACGAUGACGACAUAAGAGUCGCAGUCGAAGAAGAGUCCGGAUCCAUUUUUCAGCGCAGGACUUUGAUGGCAAAGGCUGCAAUGGAUCCCAGACUGAGGUGUACAGAAGUAGACGAAAACGGCAACGUUGUCAUGGUGGACGGUGAGCUCAAAAAGAGUGAGCUUAUCGCAAAGUACGGUCUUCUGCCUCGCGAUCUUCGCAAGAUCGAUUCGUCCAACCUUCCUCAUAUCCUCAUCCGUCCUUCGGCGAUUCUUCUCAACCUGCUGCACUUGAAGGUCCUGAUCAAGCAUGACUGCGUCCUUCUGUUCGACGUCUACGGUUCCAAGAGUUCAUACCCCCAGUCGGCCUUCAUGUACGAUCUACAAGGCAAGCUGCAGCAAAAGCAGUCGUCCGGAGCCAACAGUCUGCCCUACGAAUUCCGCGCUCUCGAAGCCGUGCUUAUGUCUGUCACUUCCGAGCUGGAAGCCGACUUCGAAGCCGUUCGUGACCCUGUCAUUCGCAUUCUUAGCGAGCUCGAGGAUGAUAUCGACCGCGAGAAGCUGAGGGUGUUGCUUGUCCUGUCCAAGAGGGUUAGCACUUUCGAGCAGAAGGCCAAGCUUGUGCGUGAUGCCAUUGAGGAGCUGCUUGAAGCCGAUGAUGAUCUUGCGUCCAUGUACUUGACUGAGAAGACGCAUGAUCUCUACAGAGGCGAGGAAGACCACACUGAAAUUGAGCUCUUGUUGGAGUCUUACAACAAGAUUUGCGACGAAGUUGUGGAGGAAGCGAGUAACCUCGUCUCGAGCAUCAGGAACACGGAGGAAAUUAUCCGUGCCAUUCUUGACGCUAACCGUAACUCGCUCAUGUUGCUCGAUCUCAAGUUCAGCGUGGGCACCCUCGGCCUCGCAAUGGGCACCUUCUUGGCGUCUUGGUACGGCAUGAACCUGGAGAAUUUCAUAGAGGAAACCAACUGGGGAUUUGCUAUGGUCACCUCGGUCUCGACGGUCGCCUCGCUGAUUGUCUGCUGGUACGGCCUUGUCAAGCUCCGCAAGGUGCAGCGUGUCAAGAUGGGCGACUUGCACAACCGCAACGCCCCCAACCACUGGUUCCGUGACGAGAGCACCGACGUCCUGCUUGAUCCCAGCAACCGUGAGAGGUUGAGGAGGAUCAACUCGAUGAAGAGUGCGCAGCAAAAGAGAUUCACCAACAAGAAGUGGUUUUAAUGCCUUGAGAUGAAAAAGAACAGACAGGGUUGCGUGAUGGGCAGAGAGCGUUUGGCGUUUAGGGAGAAUGAACGGAAUCCCUUUUUAUGUUGCUUCGAAGAGAAAAUAAUGGCGGCAAAAUGCAUAUUAGACGGAUGGCGUUCAGACACUAAAAAUGGGUCCUCUGUCUUGUUUGUUUUGUUCUGCUUGUUGUUGUAAGAUGGUUGU